AAAAAAAAAAAAAAAAAGAAAAAAAAAGAAAAAAAUCUCUCUCUACGGAACCCUCCAUCGACACCAUAGGUAUCUCCGCGCUUAACCCCGCCUUGGCCUGUCUUGCAUAGCAUUUGCAUCCAUCCAUUCUGCAUCCAUCCAUCCAUCCAUCCAUCCAUCCAAUCAAUCAAUCGUUCCGUCCAUUGCGCGCACACAUUCCGACGCAGCGCUCCGCUUCCGCUUGCGGCGACGAGCUCACGGACGGUUACACGACGCGCGCGAGCAAACGAGCGCUUCGACCAGCCAGCCAUGAGCUCCGCCACCUCCUCCUCCUCCUCCUCCUCCUCCUCGCACGGCGGCGGCAGCGGUCUCCCUCUCUCUCGCCCUCGCACCCAUCUGCCUCGCCCUCGUUCGCGCUCGUCGUCUCAUUCUCAUUCGUCUGUUUCUCGCAACUUUGUUUCUCGCAAGUCUGCUGGCACUGGCACUGGCACUGGCGAUAAAGAGGGCUUGACGCCUGUUAGGAUUCGGGGCAGGAAACGGAAGAGUGGGCAUAGCGCUUUGGAGUCCGGUACUACGACGCCGAAGACUGCGCCUAAGACUACGUCCAAGCACGCGUCUGGGGGGUCGAUUCCUUCUGCGUCGGGUUUGGCUGCUUUGUCUGCGACUCCCUCUACGACUCCGUCUGCGACUCCGUCACAAGUCCUAGGCAAGCGUCGUCGCCGGGGCCGCGGCCGCCCUCCGAUCCUCUCCUCCGCUUCGCAAACGCCGGGAUCGAGCGCGGUGAGCAGCAGGGCUGGGACGCCAUCGAUGGGGGACACAGAGAGCUGUGGGAGCACGACAACAACUGCAUCUCUCGGGACGAACAGCAGCGCACGCGCACACUGCAACAGCAACGAAACAACCGGGGCGGCGCGACGGAAGCGGGCGCGCUUGGCGGGCGUGGAAAAAGGCUCCAAGAGGAGGGGCGCAAGGAUGUCACGGCUCGAGCAGCUGCCCGUCGAAAUACUGGAGAUGGUGUUCUGGGAGAGCGGGAACGUGGACCUGCCGGCCGCGAGCCCGGUCCUGGCCGCGAAGCUGGGCUCCGAGCAGGUGCGCAUGGCGUUUUGUCUGCGCGCGCUGUAUGCGCGCUAUGAGGAGGAAGGCGAGGCAGGGGCCGCGGCCGCGGCGCUGCAGAGCAAGCUGCUGGCGCGCCGGUUCUUCACGUGGGACUGGUUCACAAAGUACGCGGAGCGGGCGCGCACGAGCCGGGCGCACCGCGCGUGGGUGGACGCGUUCAUGGAGGAGGAGACGAAGAAGGGCCGCCCUGAGUUUGUGGACCCCGGCGCGCUGAGGGAGGAGUACGGCGAGGGGGUGCGGACGUUCCACGAGCGCCCGCUCGCCGACUUUGUCCGCCUCGAUCUCUUCUCCUGGGAGUACGACGUGCCGCGGUACAUGCGGCUGCACAAGGACACGAAGAUCCCCGAGAAGCUGCUCAGCGGGCCGUGGGACGCGGGCAAGGCGCUGCUGCUGCGCGUGCUGGUGUGGCAGGCGCUGGGCGUCGACACGGAGCACAGCUCUGCGGCGGAAACGGUGCGGCACGGCGUGUUUGCGGCGCUGCGCGGGCAGCAGAUGCGCGCGCUGGACGAGCUGCUCUGGCUCGCGCAGUACGAGACGGGCGACGAGCCGUCGACGGCGAUGCUGCGCUGCGCGGUCGUCGAGGCGGGCUGUCCCGAGGCGCAGGUCGAGACGCUGCUGGGCUGGGCGGAGCUCAAGGGCCAGGUCAACUGCUAUGAUGCGGCCGUGUGGGCGUGGGCGGAGAGGGAGGGCGGCGAGCGCGCCGAGUGGUUGAAGAAAAGGCUGCAGGAGGCGGAUGAGAUGAUUGAUUUGAGGAAGCCGCGGGCUGUGGGUUAGGGGAUAGAGUUGGGUGGGGAUAGUAGAGUUAGAGAUACCCGGCUUGUCAUGGCCAAACGGAAUCGAGGUGUUGUUUGAAGCGGAUA
Aplosporella prunicola CBS 121167 is the source of this 1955-nucleotide messenger RNA. RefSeq lists its product as uncharacterized. The transcript has a single exon. The coding region runs from base 289 to 1869 and encodes 526 amino acids. The record is from RefSeq and is a predicted model, not a curated record. NCBI's taxonomy places the organism in Eukaryota, Fungi, Ascomycota, Dothideomycetes, Botryosphaeriales, Aplosporellaceae.